AUGCGUAUCUACGGGCAGGAAGUGCGAUUGCUACGCAAAAGAAGAUCGCAGCCCCUUGUCCGCCUCUGUACCACAAACCACCAUGAGCCCAGGCUCGCGCUGGCUUCUGAAACCUUCCCUCGGCCACAACACACCGCCCUGGUCCUCCGGCCUACCCUGCCGCAACGAUGCCCCAAAGAGACUCGCAGCUACCGUUACUUCCUCGACGUCGCUGGACCGUCGCUGGCUGGCGUUUUUGACGUGGACUUCUGGCUCGCCGAGCUACCCCGUGCUUGCCAUGCAGACCCGGCAAUAUGGCACGCCGUCGUUUGUCUCGGCGCGGCUCACGAAACGAAUGCCCUAGACUUCACCGUCGGGUCCUAUCCGCCGCAGAAGAUCUUCGCCCUGCAGCAAUUUAGCCACGCGAUCCGAUCGCUCACUGAACGACCCCCGCAAAGGACCGACAUUUGGAGGGCCCUGACAAUUAGUGUCAUCUUCACCUGCGUCUGCAAGGUCCAGGGUCUCCAUUCGCAGGCACGCAUGCACCUCGCGUCGGGCCGUCAACUCCUCGAAGAACUGCAGUCGUGCGAAGAACAGCAGCCGGCACCACGCAAGGCUACUGCCACGGGAUCAACCGUCCCUCCGCAGACGUCCAGCAGCCCGAUAAACCUCGCGCCCUUGAAGGACCUGCUCCUGAAUCUCGAGGUCUUCGUCUAUUUCAAAGACAACGGAGACUUGAUCCAGGCCCCAGAGCUGGUGGCGUCGAGUAAGAUCUUCCAUCUGUGGCGUCUGUACGAGGCACCGCUGGAGACGCCCACGGACUCGAGGACGGCUAGACCCUUGACCGUCGACAACUUGACGCACGCCCUUCAGGCGAUCGAGUCACUCUUCAGCGCACUCAUCUACCUGCGCCAGCAGCUGGUGCGGCAAUCGUCAAAGACGGACCCCAACAUCGGCGACGGGGAUCUUGACUACUUCGUCGCGCGCGAGGCGCCCUACGUUCGGUGUUUCAAGCAAGUGAGAAAGGCGCACGACCUCUUCGUCAAAGAAACCAUCCGCAGCCCUGAGGCCCAGUCUGUCGUGCCUUACAAGGCGCUGCUGACUUUGUCGCUGGCCCUCGCAGCCACCCGCCUCAUAUUUGUCGGAGAUCCCGAGCUGCCCGACCAGAGCAAACGUGACGAGGAUCUUCCGCGACAGUACGAGUACAUUGUCAACCUCGCAGAGCGCAUCCUCAAGCCCGACCACCGUCAGCACCCACCGUUUGCCAAGUCUGGCACGAUGCAGUCUGCCCUGUUUGCCGUCGCGUACAUGGGGAAGCCUCAGAGUGUACGACGCCGUGCGGUACAACUCAUGACGCAGUAUCCUCGACAGCAAGGAAUAAACAACAGCCUGGAGAGCGCCAGCAUCGCCAAUGUCAUCAUGGCGAGGGAGCAAGAGCUUCUGCGACGAGAGCUUGUAGGGUUGAACGGGACUUCUGCCACGGGCGAGGUCGAAGACCUCGAGGUGCCCCCGUUGAAGAGGCUGUUCAACUAUACAAUAGAGUAUGUCGGAGCCCGGUCGGCCAUUGUGAAGCUGCACACUUGGGAGGAGCAUACUGAGGGACGACCAGGAGAGGAACGAACCAUUCAUUGGUGA
Messenger RNA from Verticillium alfalfae VaMs.102, 1614 nucleotides. Its product is annotated as C6 zinc finger domain-containing protein. Lineage: Eukaryota; Fungi; Ascomycota; Sordariomycetes; Glomerellales; Plectosphaerellaceae. The coding region runs from base 1 to 1614 and encodes 537 amino acids. The record is from RefSeq and is a predicted model, not a curated record. The transcript has a single exon.